CAUGCUUUCUCGAUUACUCAAGACACGCACAAUCGCCACUGCUAUUCAUCGACACGCCUAUACCAACGUUCGUUGUUUAUCCACCUUUGAUAAACAUAAAGACGUCUUUCAUGCACUCGGUUUAGACAAAUCAAACAAUAAAGGUGUCUUUGACGGUGAAUGGAAGGGCUCUGGUAACAUUGUUCCUUCUUAUAAUCCUGUCAAUAACGAAGUGAUCGCUGAAGUGAUUACUGGCACGCCUCAGGAUUUGGAUGUGGCCUUUGAAAAGGUAGCUGAAGCACAAAAGAUCUGGAGAGAGAUGCCUGUGCCCAAGCGUGGUCAGGUCUUGUUGACGAUGAGAAACGCACUUGUACAAAACCUUGAGCCAUUAGGCAAGCUUGUUGCUUUAGAGAUGGGAAAGAUUUUGCCUGAAGGAAUCGGUGAGGUCCAAGAGUACAUUGAUAUUCUCGAAUAUGCACUCGGUUUAUCUCGUACACUUCAAGGUUCUAUUAUUCCCUCUGAACGACCAGGUCAUGCCAUGCUCGAAACUUGGAAUCCUCUUGGUACUGUAGGCAUCAUCAGUGCCUUUAACUUUCCCGUUGCUGUGUAUGGCUGGAACUGCGCCAUUGCUCUUGUCACAGGCAACGGUACGAUUUGGAAACCAGCUCCUACGACAUCACUUUGUGCCAUUGCCGUCACCAAGAUCAUUGCACAAGCACUCAAGGAACACAACUUGCCUACUUCUCUUUGCGCUCUUGUCACAGGCGGUACAGAUGUUGGUCAGGCCUUGACACACGAUAAACGUGCUCACGUUCUCUCAUUCACGGGAUCUACUGAAGUGGGCCGCGAGGUUGGUAAGGUCGUUCAAGGUCGAUUUGGUAAAUCAAUCCUAGAACUCGGUGGCAACAACGCCAUCAUCGUCACAGAGGACGCUGAUUUGGACUUGGCUUCCAGAGCUAUCUUAUUCGCUGCUGUAGGCACCGCUGGCCAGCGCUGCACUACCACACGUCGUUUGAUCGUACAAGAGUCUGUGUACGACAACUUGAUCGAACGACUCAAGAAGGCAUAUGCUCAGGUCAAGGUGGGUGACCCUCUUGACGACGGUGUCCUCUGUGGUCCUCUUCACACACGUCAGGCUGUGGAUGUCUACAAGAAUGUAUUGAACCGUGUCAAGCAACAAGGUGGUGAAAUCAUCAUUGGUGGUCGUGUUCUUGAGGAUGGCCCUCUCAAGCACGGCAACUUUGUCGAGCCUACCAUGACACGUGUUCGUCCUGAUAUGGAAGUCGUUCAAAAUGAAGCCUUCGUGCCCGUUCUCCACACGAUGACCUAUAAGACCUUGGAUGAAGCUAUUCAAAUCAACAACAGUGUCGCACAAGGCUUAUCUAGCUCUAUCUUUACUACAAACCCUAGCACGAUCUUCAAGUGGAUUGGUCCUGCUGGCUCAGACUGCGGUAUUAUCAAUGUCAAUAUCCCCACCAAUGGUGCUGAAAUUGGAGGCGCCUUUGGCGGAGAAAAGGAAACAGGUGGUGGACGCGAGAGUGGAAGUGAUAGUUGGAAGCAAUACUGCCGACGAGGCACAUGCACCAUCAAUUACUCUGGAGCACUUCCUUUAGCUCAAGGUAUCAACUUUGGUUAAAUAAAACCUUUUUAUUUCAUGAAACUAGAAUAAAAAUCAACUAUGUAUACGUAAA
Molecule: messenger RNA, 1670 nt
Organism: Rhizopus microsporus ATCC 52813
Lineage: Eukaryota; Fungi; Mucoromycota; Mucoromycetes; Mucorales; Rhizopodaceae
Product: aldehyde dehydrogenase
Exons: 6
Molecular function (GO): aldehyde dehydrogenase (NAD+) activity
Source: RefSeq, a predicted model, not a curated record